Salpingoeca rosetta is the source of this 1367-nucleotide messenger RNA. RefSeq lists its product as uncharacterized. The coding region runs from base 36 to 1028 and encodes 330 amino acids. The record is from RefSeq and is a predicted model, not a curated record. The transcript has 10 exons. NCBI's taxonomy places the organism in Eukaryota, Choanoflagellata, Craspedida, Salpingoecidae.
CGCCAACUUUUCAAAAUUGAGACCAAGCAAGCAAGAUGGAGGUCGCCUCGUCGAUGCAGACGCUCAUUGACAAUGUCAAUGCGGCGGAGCCCAACUUUGCAGAGAGCGUUCGCCGCGCAGAGGACUGUGACGAGAACAUCGAGUCUGAACUUCAAAUGGCCAAGGAUCACAUGUCCAAGCUCAAGUUCAACUUUGUGGAGAUGAAGACAAAAGCUGGCUUUCUGGACAAGCUGGGAACGUACGAGAUUGGCUCCACGCCAGCGUGCGGUGUGAGUGAAGAGGACAAAACAGAGACAAAGGCGCAAGUGCAGAGCAUCAAGGCAGCCAACAGAGACUUGCAAGACGCCAUCCAGGAAACAGCACACGCCGUCCUGGACAAGCGAGACGAAUUCCAACAACAAAGCGCGGAUGCACUUUCAAUGAUGGAAAAGUUCAAGGCAUUGGAGCAACGUGUACAGGAGAAACGGGAGCGUUUGCGACAGCAGCAAGAGCGACUUGGACAAGAAAACUCGCAGCCGCUCUCACACGAGAAUGUGGAGUCGUUGCAGUCGCAGGUGGACACGUGUCGCCAGCGUAUUGAGGAGCAGAGGGAUUUCGCGCGUGUGCACAGCGAUAAAGUUGAGGCGUGCAAGGCCACACUCCAACAAGCAACCACGCGCAAGGAACAACUGCAAGCUGAGGUGGAGGCGUGUGCAGGACACGUGGCGGCCGCGCUCAACCAGAAGCGGGCAGAUGUGCUUGCAGCCGUCAGCACCGUCAGCAAACUCGCCGGCGCAGAGAUUCUCUCUGUUUCUGCGACAGCGGUGGAGGUGAAGCUCUCUGUGCUGAGCGGGCGAACCUCUUCCAGGCGCCACGUGCACAUUACCCGCCAAGAGGACACAGGCAUCAUCACACAGAUCUUGCUGGACGGCAGCAGCGCGUAUUCAAAGGCCCUGCUGGCUGCGCUGUAUCGAACUGGCGCCACCACCAGUGUUCGCGUCACCCUGGCACUUGUUCGUCAAAUGCUCUCUGCGCCCGCAGAUGCAUGAGCGUGCUUACUUUGGGACGCUCUGAUUGUGUAUUGUGUGCGUGUGUGUUGUGUGCUGCUUUGUGUUGUACUCUGCCGCCAUUCCUAGCCUGCACGUUUCAUCAUCCUUCAUCACCUGACUGACUUGUGUUAACCGAAACCCCACUGCUUUCGUUCCCAGAAAAAUCACAACUUUUCACAUGUGUGUCCACGUGCGUGCAUUCCGUAACCCUUGCCUUUGGCAAUUCAUUGAAACGCGACCACAGGCAAACACGCAAGACAUGAACAUUGGCGUGCACGCACGCACGCACGCACGCACGCACGCAAGAACAUGAACACAAUCGAUUAAAGAGGUGAAGAG